Molecule: messenger RNA, 2643 nt
Organism: Aspergillus welwitschiae
Lineage: Eukaryota; Fungi; Ascomycota; Eurotiomycetes; Eurotiales; Aspergillaceae
Exons: 3
Coding region: 1-2643 (880 amino acids)
Source: RefSeq, a predicted model, not a curated record
AUGAGGGAUUUGUCGCCGGGCGGAACGCGUUUGUGGCGUUGGCUGUCACUCCAGACGAGAACCUAUCGACACCUCCGCAACAGCUUGCGGACGGCGGAAGGCAUUGAACUGGUACCUGUACACCAUGCCAGCACUAGUGAAAUCACCCAUGACCGCGAACAUAUCGCACGACCACACCCUUCCCUUUCGUCCUUAAAACUCUCGACACACCAAGACAGUCGGAGAAGAUGGGUACGGGGGGUACUGAUAUGUACUUAUGCCGCCUUUGGCAUUCUACUGGUGAAUGUCAUCCUGACCAUCGUGGCGGCCGCCGUGGCGGUCGCGCGCCAUGACCAGCGGACGAUGAGCUCGGCCACCAUCUACAAGGGCAGUUGCGACCGAACAAAGUCGUGGACGACGGGUCUGCAUCUGCUGAUCAACGUCCUCAGCACCAUCGUCCUCGGAGCCAGUAGUUACUGUAUGCAGUGCUUAACUUCGCCCUCUCGUGUCGAUGUCGACCGCGCCCAUGGGCAGCGUGUGUGGCUGGACAUCGGGGUCGCCAGCGUGCGGAAUCUGGCAUGGGCGGAUUGGCCUCGACGGACCUUGUGGCUGGUACUUCUUGUAACCUCUUUACCCAUUCACUUGAUAUACAACUCCGCUGUGUUUUUUGCCUUGGGCACAAGGGAGUACGAAGUCGUGCUGGCAUCCGCGAAUUUCGAUUUCGAUCGCCCACCGGUCCAUUAUAACUCCUCGUUUGAGGAGUGUUUUGAGUCUAAUACGGCGAUGAGCAUGUCCACUUUCUAUGCGGAUCUUCCUAGCUUCGACAAUUUGACCAGAGAGGAAUGUAUUCGCAGGUACGCGAUGGAUUUUCCGACGGACCUGGGCACCCUGAUCUUGGUGACCAGCAACCUCACCGCUGCCAACGACCAUCUGCAGUGGGUUGGUUUGGGAAGCUCGGUCGAUUAUGAGGGACUCAUAAAAUCCAGCUAUGACUGGCUCUGCGAUCAAUUUAGCGCGCUUUCAUCCUCCUGCACCCCAUCGGAGCUCCUAAGUGUUCUCGAUCAAUGGGCCGCCUCGCCCCUUGUGCCCUGGGCGGGUCCAGUAAUCAAUGCUACCGUCGAACUUCCCAAUUAUUCAACUACCCUCAACGGGAAAGAUACAUUCGUUCUAGUGCCAGACACCGAUGACCGAUGUCCAAAUUUGACGAGGGAUCUCCAAACCCUUGCAGUGGAGCUCGAAAGAUUCCCACCGAAGCAUGUCUUGCAACAGUACCUGGAUAAUUCCACCAAUUGGCUGAACAGUACGUGGGCUCAGGCUGUAAGUCUCGUACCGGCCGCGGACGAGGUAGCAUGUGCUCCUGAUAUCCGUAGCGGUCAGGACGAGGGGCCAGAGUACCCAGUCGAAUAUUGCUUGAGUCGGAAGCUCACCGAACAAUGUGAGCUGCAGUUCAGCCCGGCGAUCUGCCUGGUGGUGAUUCUCUGCAAUAUGAUCAAGGUUCUGUGUAUGUUACUAACGGCCCGGAGGGAUCGGACAGACAUCUUCCUGACUGUCGGAGAUGCUGUGGCGUCGUUUCUGACUCAUCCUGAUCCUUCCACCGAGCGGAUGGGCCUGGUAUCCCGAUCGAAUCUCUUCCAAGGACCACAGCCCUGGCGAUCAAUUUGGAGGGGUUAUUUACAAGUCGCGGUAAAGGAUGCCUCGCGACCCCAGGCAUGGGCGACUCUUCCGCCUCGCCAGCGAUGGAUGCGAGCCUUGCAUCCGAGUCAGUGGAUAGUAACCAUUGGCGUGUGUCUUGCCCUCCUGGGUGUUGGUGGCUAUUACCUGUCGCAGGCCAUCUAUGGCCUGCAGAACGAAGAACACCCCUGGACCUUGCGUGCGCUGUGGCAGCUGGGGUUUGGCUCGGCCACGCCUUAUACAAUUGCCUUUACCCCUAAUUCGUCGACCGUCAUCUCCGUGUCACUACUUGCCAACACCCCCCAGAUUAUUAUCUCGGUCGGUUACUUCCUGUACAACAACCUCCUGACGCACAUGCUUUUGGCUGCAGAAUAUGACGACUACGCGAGCCAGCGGAAGCCGCUCCGCGUGUCCUGGCCCCAGGGAUCUCAACGAUCGUCUUACUAUCUCAGUCUUCCGUAUCGCUACAGCAUUCCGCUUAUGGUUGCUUCGAUGCUCCUGCAUUGGCUGGUGUCUGCGAGUUUGUUUUAUGUCCAAAUAAAUGCCAUUGAUACAAUGGGAGACACUGGGUAUGCAGCUCAGCUUAUUGCCUGCGGAUAUGGGCCGAUCGCCAUUGUGUUCGCGCUUAUCCUAGGAGGUGUGAUGACGUGUACUGUCGUGGGUCUGGGUAUGAGGCGUUUUGCGUCUCAUAUGCCCAUUGCAGGCAGCUGCAGUGCGGCAAUUAGUGCUGCAUGUCAUCCAUCAGGGGGUGAAGAGCAUGCUCUGAAGCCUAUCAUAUGGGGGGCGACUUCGAUGGCGGCAGUCCAGCCGAAAGGUGGAGCCGACACGGAUGAAACCAUCAGUGACCAUGAUCUUGAAGACAGGGGAGAGCCUGAAAUUGGUGGUUACUCGCCCCUGAGCAGUGAGUCGACAGGCCAGGAUGGUAGCUAUGGCCAUUGCAGUUUCACCUCGGAGGAGGUGAUCGAUCCAGACCCAUCACGACUGUACAUUUAG